AAGUAAUUCUGCACAAGAUAGGAAAUUGAUGAAUUGAUUAGAGACAAGGCUGACUUUUCAACUUGGCCGUGAGCAGGCCCAUUUCUCUUGGGAUGCACAGUGCACAUGAACUGUGGGGCUCAUCCCACGAACAUGUAAGAGCCACACGGAUGGUGUGAGGUUGUUCUCAGGGCCGUGGGCACAGGGACAGGUUCCCGUCUUCUCCCCACCCCACCUCACCCCGCCCCAAAUUCAUCUGUUGAAGUCCCAACCCCCGGGACCUCAGAAUGUGGCAGUGUUUGGAAACGACAUCUGAACAAGGAACCAUGCUGAAAUGAGGUCAUUGCAGUAGUCCGAAUGUAUAUGGCUAGACUGGAGUCCUUAUAAGAAGAGGAAAUUUGAACACAGAGACACAGGGAGAAGACAGCACCUACAAACCAAGGACAAAGGCCUCAGAAGGAAUGAACCUGCCCACACCUUGAUCUUGGACUUGCAGUCUCCACAACUGGGAGAUAAUAAAUUUCUGCUGUUUCAGUGACCCCGUCUGUGGCACUCCCCAUUCAGGGCCUGGAUGCGCAGCCAUGCCUACCACCCCACCCUAUGGCUGCCUUCCCUGAGUCCCCAGGGUGGAACUGGAGGAGACACUCUGUCUCCUCCCCCACAACAGGAAGGAAGCUGAGAUGACCACACCUGAAGCCAGUGGAGGCCUCCUUUUCCUGAUCCACAGAGAGGAACUAGACUUCGGGUGAGCCUCUACGGAUCAGAGACACAGAAAGCAUCUGGAAGCAGAGCUGGCCGGGCUCAUGAAUGGAGAUUUAGCAGCUGGAAAGAUGGCUUCCUGCACCUGCCCCUCGGGCCCCAUGGAUAGCCUGGAGCUCCUGGAUCUCCUGUUUGAUCGGCAGGAUGGAAUUCUAAGACAUGCAGAUCUGGGCGAGGACUGGAGCCAUGUCGGGGACCAGCAGGUCCUGCCAGCCCCGGACUCUGACGAUUUCCUCAACUGUAUCUUGGGUUCUGGAGACUCAGUGCCCAGCUCUCCUCUUUGGUCUCCUGCAGCCAGUGACAGCGGCAUCUCUGAAGAUCUGCCCUCCGACCCCCCGGAUACCCCUCCACACAACGGGCCAGUCACUGCCCCGGCUGGCUGCCAUUUCUCGGAGUCUGGCAAGGGGCUCUGCCCCUCCUACCAUCCUGUCCCUCACAGCCCCACCAGGCCCCUUCGGCCAGCGGCCCAAAUGCUCGAGGCCUCCGUGGCCAUAGACCUGGAAAUGUGGAACGUGGGCCUCUAUCCCGAGAAGCAGACUGAGCUGGCAGACUCGGCCCGGCGCUGCAACCUCACAGUGAAAGACCUCCUCCUCUCUGGCAGUGGUGGGGACCCGCAACAGCAUCACAUGGCAGCCCCCCACCUGUUAAGACCUGGGACUGGACACUGCCAGGAGCUGAUGCUGACAGAGGAUGAGAAGAAACUAUUGGCCAAAGAAGGCAUCACGCUGCCCACCCAGCUGCCUCUCACCAAGUACGAGGAACGAAUGCUGAAAAAAAUCCGCCGGAAAAUCCGGAACAAACAGUCGGCCCAAGAAAGCCGGAAAAAGAAGAAGGAAUAUAUUGAUGGCCUGGAAAGUCGGAUGUCAGCCUGCACUGCCCAGAACCAGGAGCUUCAGAGGAAAGUCUUGCAUCUCGAGAAGCAGAACCUGUCCCUCCUGGAGCAGCUGAAGAAACUCCAGGCCAUUGUGCUCCAAUCCACCAGCAAGUCAGCCCAGGCGGGCACCUGCAUAGCGGUCCUGCUGCUCUCUUUCGCCCUCAUCAUCCUCCCCUCCAUCAGCCCUUUUGCCUCCAACAAAGCUGAGAGUCCUGGAGACUUCACACCUGUACGAGUUUUCUCCAGAACUUUGCACAACGAUGCUGCUUCCCGUGUGGCCCCUGACACCACGGCAAGUUUCAAGGCCCCAGGACCCCUGCCCGAGGCUGGCACACCCCAGGAAGGGUCUCUGGAAAGCCCCAGGACUCACUGGAAAUCCCGGGACAUGCUGACUCUGGACAACUUGACAGAGGAGCUGGACAAGUCGACCCUGGUCCCAGGCAACUGGACAGAGGACCUGAGCCGGGCCACCCUGCUGGAUUGGGCCUCACCUGAGCCAGCACUCAGGCCAGGGCGGGUGGGGCUGGAGGCGGGGGAGGAGCUGUGACCGCCACCUGGACGUGCCCCCGGGCCUCUCUGCCCAGGGGCACUGCAGCGAGUGCUGCAGUGGACAGGCAAGGGAUUGGGGGUGAGGCAGACCCCCAUGGAGAUGCUAGGAUGGAGAUGCACACACACAGCUACACACCCAGGGACCCGCACACAGGGGCAGAAACUGAUGCCCAGACACAGGGCACUCAUAAGGCCACAGAGCCUGAGAAAUACAUACACAGGCCCAGGCACAGCAGGCACCAGGCAGAUGCAUACCGAGUGAGUGACCCACUGACCCAGACAGGCAUGGAUGCAUGACACACCGCAACAGUUGCCCUGCCUGGGGACUUCUCUAUGCCCCUUCACACGCACGGAGGAGGAGGUGGCUCAGACUGCGGGAACCCUGGCCCCUGAGCACUGACUGAGUUCUGAGCUUCGGGAUGGCCAUGGCCCACAGCCACCGCCCACUUUCUCUGAGACUGCUAUGAUCCUUAAUAAAACAUUGUGACAGAA
Messenger RNA from Phyllostomus hastatus (greater spear-nosed bat), 2653 nucleotides. It is a transcript of the gene CREB3L3, whose product is annotated as cAMP responsive element binding protein 3 like 3. NCBI's taxonomy places the organism in Eukaryota, Metazoa, Chordata, Mammalia, Chiroptera, Phyllostomidae. The transcript has 11 exons. Gene Ontology annotation, cellular component: nucleus. Gene Ontology annotation, molecular function: RNA polymerase II cis-regulatory region sequence-specific DNA binding; DNA-binding transcription factor activity, RNA polymerase II-specific. Gene Ontology annotation, biological process: regulation of transcription by RNA polymerase II. Bases 783 to 2159 code for a protein of 458 amino acids. The record is from RefSeq and is a predicted model, not a curated record.